This is a messenger RNA of Arabidopsis arenosa, 1584 nucleotides long. Lineage: Eukaryota; Viridiplantae; Streptophyta; Magnoliopsida; Brassicales; Brassicaceae. The record is from the annotation of a GenBank genome assembly.
GAAAACCAGAAGACUGAUCAUAGUGUCUAGUCUCAGACAAACACAGAGAUGUCUGUGUCUCUAAGUUACACUUGUCUUCUUCGAUUACCAACCUUUUCAGUUCCAACGAAACCCAUUAUUCUCAAUGGACCUCUCCCUUUUCAUGUAUCAAGAUCUCAUAUUUCCUCUUCUCGUUUUGGUUUCAAUUCAAACCCAUUCUCAAGAACUCAGACCCCAAGAUUCUUCAAGUGUUUGCCUCAGAGAGUGUCUGAUGAACGCAGAGAAACACAAGUAACAACGAAAGAAGAAGAUGAUGAAGAAAAAAAGGUUGUCGUAUUUGAGAGGCUCUUCUCUAACCUUAAUCAAUCAACAUUGAAGCGAGAAUCCGGAAGUUUGUCCAGUGCAAUUUUCUUGGUUGCUGGCACUACCGUAGGUGCAGGGAUACUUGCGAUUCCAGCUGUGACACAAGAAUCAGGUUUUCUUGCCUCUGCAGUUGCCUGCAUUCUCUGUUGGGCUUUCAUGGUUGUGACAGGUUUGCUGGUUGCUGAAGUAAAUGUCAACACUAUGAGUGAACUAGGCUCUGGAGGCGUAUCUCUUGUUUCAAUGGCGAAGCGGACUCUUGGGUCUGUUGGAGUUCAAGUUGUUAGUUGGACUUAUCUUCUCAUACAUUACACCCUUCUUGUGGCCUACAUUGCUCGGUCUUCAGGCAUCCUUACAAACUUCCUCGGCAUUCCAAUAUGGGAGAGUGCAACUCUGUUCUCACUAAUCUUCGGAGGUCUUUGCUUCUUUGGAAGCCAGCGAUUCAUCGGUGCAGCCAAUGGGGUUCUGGUGUUUGGAGUAAUUGCAUCGUUUGCAGCACUCGUGGCAGUUGCAAGUGGAGACUUGCACUGGGAAGCUCUUCUCAAGGCUAACUUUGAGGCCGUUCCCAUGAGUAUACCUAUCAUUGCCUUGUCAUUUGUUUAUCAGAAUGUGGUGCCGGUUCUCUGCACAGAUCUUGAAGGAGACUUGCCGAAAGUAAGAACCGCGAUUGUUCUUGGCACAGCCAUACCACUCUGCUUGUUUCUUGUGUGGAACGGUGUAAUUCUUGGGUCGUUUCCAGCAGAUACUGGGGUGGCUACUGAGAAGAUAGUCGAUCCUCUGCAACAAUUGAGAUCAAGUAGUGUCACUGUCGGUCCUUUUGUGGAAGCAUUCUCUCUUUUUGCAAUUGCAACAUCUUAUAUAGGGUUUGUCUUAGGCCUCUCUGAUUUCUUCUCUGACUUAUUGAAGCUUCCGAGUGGCCAGAACAAGCCUCUUCUUUACUUGCUUACUCUGGUUCCACCGCUUGUCCUGUCCCUUCUGGACCCAGAGAUUUUCUUCAAAGCCUUAGAUUUUGCCGGGACAUAUGGAGUUCUGGUAUUGUUCGGAAUCCUCCCAGCAGCAAUGUCUUGGUCAGAUAGGUAUAUAGUCUCAUCGUCAACAGUGACAAGAUUGCCACAACUUGUUCCAGGAGGAAAACUCACCCUUUCUCUUGUCAUGGGAGCUGCAGGAUACGUGAUUCUUUCUGAAGUAGUAGAGAAUUUUUCAGGGUACCUAAGUAGUUCUUAACAAUAAUGCAACGGAAUAGUA